AUCCGCGUGUUGUAUCUUACUGUAGAGGAUCAGGUCUGUGUUAGAGGUUGUGACCACGACUACCGGACGGGUGCAUCACCCACCAACAUCACUAACCAGCAUCUCUGUUCCAGCUCUGCUGACCCAUACUGACGUGAACACGCAGAGAGGACCUUCUCAGUCACUCUGACCUGUCGUGGACCAUGCAUCCCUCCUGGCAAACAUCAUAUUUCUUCCUCCCUCUUCUUUUUCUCAUCUCUUUUUCUAUUCCCUCCAAUGCAAGCUCCCAUGACAUAGAUUCCCUUAAUGGCAGCUGUUCUCAGGGUGAUGUCUGCACUGAGGGUGUAAUCCUACCAGUAUGGAACCCUCAAAAUCCUUCUGUGGGGGACAAGGUGGCUCGUGCCAUUGUCUACUUUGUGGCAUUGGUGUACAUGUUUCUGGGGAUGUCGAUCAUUGCGGAUCGAUUCAUGUCCUCUAUCGAGGUGAUCACCUCCCAAGAAAAGGAGAUCACCAUAAAGAGGCCAAAUGGUGAGACCACCACAGCUACGGUGCGCAUCUGGAAUGAAACUGUGUCCAAUCUGACCCUCAUGGCCCUUGGCUCCUCAGCACCUGAAAUCCUCCUCUCGGUUAUUGAGGUCUGUGGACACCAGUUUGAGGCUGGAGACCUUGGCCCAAGUACCAUUGUGGGCAGUGCUGCGUUUAACAUGUUUGUCAUCAUUGGAAUCUGUGUUCACGUGGUGCCUGAUGGAGAGACCCGGAGGGUGAAGCACCUGCGAGUCUUCUUUGUAACAGCAGCAUGGAGUGUUUUUGCCUAUGUGUGGCUUUAUGUCAUUCUCUGCUUGUCAUCCCCUGGUGAGGUAGAGGUCUGGGAGGCUGUGCUUACCUUCCUUUUUUUCCCAGUUUGUGUGGUACAGGCGUGGGUGGCUGACCGACGCCUAUUCAUUUACAAGUACGGCCGCAAGAGGUACCGUGCAGAUAAGAGCCGUGGCAUUGUUGUGGAGACAGAGGGAGGGGAUGAGGGGGUAAAGGAGACAGCCUUCACCAAGAUGGACAUCCUUGAGCUGGAUGGAAUGGCAGCUCAUUUGGAUGGCAUGCUGGGAGGAGAGGAUGGACUUGGAGGAAGGGAUCAAGAGGAUGAGGCUAGGAGAGACAUGGCCAGAACGCUGAAAGAGCUCAAGCAGAGACACCCAGAUAAAGACAUGGAGCAACUCAUAGAGAUGGCCAACUACCAGGUGCUAAUGCAGCAGCAAAAGAGCAGAGCGUUUUACCGCAUCCAGGCCACAAGGAUGAUGACUGGAGCUGGAAAUAUCUUAAAAAAGCAUGCAGCUGAUCAGGCCCGGAAGGUGGUGAGCAGUGGAGAGGCACGGGAGCAGGAGGAUGAUCCCUAUACCACCCGCCUAGAAUUUGAGCCUGCGCUCUACCAGUGCUUUGAAAACUGUGGCUCUCUGAAACUGACAGUGGGGAGGCAUGGGGGGGAUGUGAACUGUACGGUUAAGGUCAACUAUCGUACAGAAGAUGGCACUGCCAACGCAGGCUCUGAUUAUGAAUUUGCUGAAGGCACGCUGGUCUUUAAGCCUGGAGAGACCCUAAAAGAAGUAACUGUGGGCAUAAUUGAUGAUGAUAUAUUUGAGGAGGAUGAGCACUUCUACGUGCACCUAAGCAACCCUCGUGUUGUGAGUGGGACGGACGCCCAGCCGUCAGACAGUGCAGCGUCAGCGCACAAAGCGGCCCUGGGAGAAGCUCACACGGCAACAGUGACCAUCUACGACGACGACCAUGCAGGCAUCUUUACGUUUGAAAGUGAAUCAGAGCGAGUCAGUGAGAGUGUGGGUGUCAUGCAGGUGAAGGUCCAGAGGACAUCCGGCGCCAGAGGUUUGGUUGCUGUACCCUAUCGCACCGUAGAUGGCACGGCCCGUGGUGGGGAGGACUAUGAGGAAACGUCUGGAAAACUAGAGUUUCAGAAUGAUGAGACCAUGAAGAUCAUCGAAGUAAGGAUCAUUGAUGAUGAAGAGUAUGAGAAAAAUAAAACCUUUAUUAUUGAGCUGGGUGAUCCAGUUCUGCUGGAGAUUGGACAGAAACAUGGUGAGUCCAAUGAGAACAAGACUACAGUGGGAUCAGAGGAGGAAGAAGUGGCUAAGAUGGGAUGUCCCAGUCUAGGAGAACACAGCAGGCUAGAAGUGGUUAUUGAAGAAUCCUAUGAGUUUAAGAGCACUGUAGAUAAGCUCAUUAAGAAGACCAAUCUGGCUCUGGUAGUUGGGAGCAGCAGCUGGAGGGAACAGUUUGUUAGUGCGGUUACUGUGAGUGCAGGUGAUGAUGAUGAGGAGAGCGGUGAAGAGCGCCUUCCCUCCUGCUUUGACUACAUCAUGCACUUUCUUACUGUUUUCUGGAAAGUUCUCUUUGCCUUUGUGCCACCCACCGAGUACUGGAAUGGCUGGGCAUGUUUCAUCGUAUCAAUCUCUUUGAUUGGCAUCUUAACAGCAGUGACGGGAGAUCUGGCAUCUCAUUUUGGCUGCACCGUUGGCUUGAAGGACACUGUCACCGCUGUGGUGUUUGUAGCCUUGGGUACCUCCAUUCCAGACACACUUGCAAGUAAGGUAGCUGCUAUUCAGGACCAGUAUGCUGAUGCUUCGAUCGGAAACGUGACAGGCAGCAAUGCUGUGAACGUGUUUUUGGGCAUUGGCGUGGCAUGGACCAUCGCUGCAGUAUACUGGCAAUUCAAGGGCAAACCCUUCCUGGUGGAUCCGGGCUCUUUGGCUUUUUCGGUAACUCUCUUCACUGCAUUGUGCGUGGUGUGUGUUAGCGUGCUGAUGUAUCGGAGGCGCCCCUCAGUGGCUGGAGGAGAACUGGGCGGCCCACGGACUUGCAAACGGUUCACGUCUUUGCUCUUUAUUGGUCUUUGGCUUAUCUACAUUCUGCUGGCCUCACUUGAAGCAUACUGUCACAUUCCUGGAUUCUGA
Molecule: messenger RNA, 2936 nt
Organism: Trichomycterus rosablanca
Lineage: Eukaryota; Metazoa; Chordata; Actinopteri; Siluriformes; Trichomycteridae
Gene: slc8a4b
Product: solute carrier family 8 member 4b
Exons: 9
Coding region: 183-2936 (917 amino acids)
Biological process (GO): cell communication; calcium ion import across plasma membrane; sodium ion transmembrane transport
Cellular component (GO): sarcolemma; postsynapse; axon
Molecular function (GO): calcium:sodium antiporter activity
Source: RefSeq, a predicted model, not a curated record